AUGUCAAACAAAGCAUACGACACCAUCAUCAUCGGGGCAGGAUGGUCAGGAGCCAUCGCAGCCAAGGAACUCACCUCAAAGGGUCAUUCGGUGUUGGUACUGGAAGCUAGAGAUAGGAUAGGUGGAAGAGCUAGAACAUGGAGCGAUAACGAUAAGAAUACAAUCGAUCUGGGAUGUAGCUGGAUACAUGGCUACAAAGAAGGUAAUCCCGCUAAAGGAUUGGCUAAGAAUUUGGGGAUAGAAGCGAUCUUACCCCAGCCUGCUGAAGGGUUGGUAUAUGGGCCUAACGGUCCACUCUCAUCAUCACAAGCAGCCUCUUUACGCUCAUCUCUCUCUUCCGCUCAAGAAUCUUUCAAGCUUCCUCAUCCCUCACCUCCCUCCACCGCGUCUUUAGCUUCAGCCCUGUUAUCCUCCUCAUCACCCCUGUUCAAAUCGGAGGCCAAAUCCUCUUCAGACCCAUCAACGAAAACCGUCGAUUCCACAUCACCUGCCAACCCUUCAGAACCAACUUCCAACUCUACCUCCUCGGUCGACCAAUCUCUCGCAGAAGGCUUAGCUCGAACGUUGGAGAUUCCCUUGGGAUUGAAGUUGGAAAACGUAUCGUUGAAGUGGUCAGGAUGGGAAAGUACAACUUCGUUCGCUGGGUCCGACGCAGCUCCUGAAGGUGGGUAUCAAUCAUUCGUUGAGAAAGUCUUGAAAUCGGGUCAAGUCGAUAUCAAGCUUAAUCAAAAAGUACAAUCUAUAAAAGAUACUUCUAAGGGUGUAGAAAUAAGCACCUCCAAUGGUGAGAAAUACGAGGGUAAAAAUGUAAUUUCCACUAUACCGUUGGGAGUAUUGAAGACUUUACCUUCAUCGUUCUUCCAACCUGAAUUAUCACCUAAACUCCAAUCGAUAAUCAAGGGUACCAACGUAGGUACGUUGGAGAAGUUGUUGGUAAAAUACGAUAAAGCUUGGUGGCCCAAUUCAACUGAAGUCGGAUCAUACACUUUCUUACCUACUUCCGACCCAAGUCAAUUAGACAAAUCAUCACGUUUGGAAGACAUAUUCAAUAGUUCAUCAUUGGUAACAGCCAAUUUCGCUUCUACAUCCAGCACACUCUCUACACCUCAACCGAUCUUACUUACCUACCUUUCGGAAACUCCAGCAAAGUUAUUAUUGGAACAUCCUAAAGAAAAAGUCAUCAAAGCAUUCCACGAAUUUUUAGUCAAAAGAUUGCAACCUAAAGACCAAGUGGGUGAACCUGUAGAAGGAGAAUUAACAGAUUGGUUAAAAGAUGAAUAUUCCCUUGGAGCCACUACGACUCCUACGAUUGUCAGUGAGAAUGAUGAGAGGAGUCCGAUGGAUUUCAAAGAAUUGGGCAGACCGGUUUGGAAAGGUCGAUUGGGUUUCGCGGGUGAACAUACUGAGAUGGAACAUCGGGGAUCGGUAGCGGGCGCUAUUGUUAGUGGGCUGAGAGAGGCGGAGAGGGUUGAUAGGUUAUUGAAUUUGCUCAAGGAUUAG
Messenger RNA from Kwoniella botswanensis, 1500 nucleotides. RefSeq lists its product as uncharacterized. Gene Ontology annotation, biological process: positive regulation of transcription by RNA polymerase II; negative regulation of transcription by RNA polymerase II. The record is from RefSeq and is a predicted model, not a curated record. The transcript has 2 exons. NCBI's taxonomy places the organism in Eukaryota, Fungi, Basidiomycota, Tremellomycetes, Tremellales, Cryptococcaceae. Gene Ontology annotation, molecular function: chromatin binding; oxidoreductase activity; flavin adenine dinucleotide binding. Bases 1 to 1500 code for a protein of 499 amino acids.